UGAAAAUUUUUGCGUUCUGUGUCAUUGAGAUAUUUUUAUUUAUAAAAAUAUUUGCUGUUACAGAAAAGGAGGUUGUAGAACUAACUAAAUAUCUAGAAGAAAAUAUUCGAAAAACUGAUAUUUCACAAAUGCCUGUCAAUAAUUUCAAAUACAGGCCGAAUAUAUCUGAAACAAUUAAAGAGUUUGGUGAAUACGAUUUUAUAAUUGUUGGAGCUGGUUACACUGGUACGGUUUUGGCGAAUCGUUUAUCAGAAAAGAAAAACUGGAAAAUUCUACUAUUGGAAGCUGGAGGCUAUGGCGAUACGUUUGUAUCAGUACCCGUAAUGCUUUAUAGAUUAAGGCACACCAAAUAUGAUUGGGGAUAUAAAAGUGUGCCUCAGAAACACGCCUGUCUUGGUAUGAUGGAUAAAGUUUGUGGAGUACCAAGAGGCAAAGGCAUUGGAGGAACAUCGUUGAUAAAUGGUCAAAUUUAUGUUCGAGGACAUCCCAAACAGUUCGACAAAUGGGCUGAAUUGGGAAAUCCUGGUUGGUCUUAUAAUGAAAUUUUGCCACUGUUUAAAAAAUUAGAAGGGUUAGUUGAUAGUAAUCCCCUAGCAUAUGUCAAUUGGACAUAUCAUAAUAAUUCGGGACCUUUAUAUUUGGAAUAUUAUUACAACAAUGACAUUCAAAUAGACGCUUUCUAUAAUGCAAACAAAGAGUUAAAUUAUCAAUUGGUUGAUGUUAACAGUCCACACCAAAUCGGGGUAAGUCCUACACUUGCAGGCAUUAAAGAUGGAAAACGAUUUGAUGCGGGAACAGCUUUGAUUGAACCGAUUUUAAAGAGAACAAAUCUUAAAGUUAUGACGGAAUCUUACGUAAUAAAAAUUAAUUUUAAGAAUAAGCGUGCCACCGGUGUAACUUUUUCUCACAAUGGACGACUGUUUGCAGCUUAUGCUAAAAAGGAAGUUAUUAUUUCUACGGGGGCAAUAAACAGUCCACAAUUACUUAUGUUGUCAGGAAUCGGUCCUAGAAAACAUCUAAAGAGAAAUAACAUUCGUGUUAUAAGUAACUUACCCGUUGGAAUGAUGUAUAAGGAGCAACCAAUGUAUCUAGGUUUACUAUUCAGUACUAACUAUUCCGAACCUAUAAAAUCGUUCGAAGGAUACGUGCGAGAGUUCUUAAGUGGGCUUGGACCUUUAACUGUAACGGGUGAAAUGAGAGCCGUAGGAUUUUAUCGUACCAAAUUAGCAACGGAUAUUGGUGUACCAGAUCUGGAGAUUAUGUAUUCUGCCGGUAAUUGUACUGAUCCCUUUUUAAAACAAUUUUAUCGGUUCACCGAUGAUACUUGGAAUUCUACUUUCACUAAUGUUAAUCCAGCCAAAUGUUUCUCAUUACUGCCUAUUUUAUUAAACCCAACAUCAUCUGGAAGCCUUAAAUUGAAAAGUAACAAUCCAUACGAGUUUCCAUUGAUUAAUCCAAACUAUUUAUCGAAACCGAAAGACGUGGAAACAAUGUAUGAAGGGAUUAAAUUAAGCUUAAAAUUGAUAAAAACGGAGGCGUUCAAAAAACUCGACGUCAAACUUGCUAUUAAACCUUUACCAGCAUGCAAAGAGCAUACAUUUCUAUCAAGGGAAUAUUUUUACUGUUCAAUACAACAUUUGUCAGGUGACAUAUUUCACCCUGUAGGAACUUGUCCUAUGGGUCCAGAUCCGUCUAGAUAUGUGGUAGAUCAUAAAUUAAAUGUGUAUGGAGUUGAAAAUUUAAGAGUUGCUGACGCCAGCAUUUUCCCCACAACUCUGGCAGGUCAUCCAACUGCUCCCUGCGCAAUGAUAGGAGAGAAACUCGCUAAUAUUUUAAAAAACAAAUAUCAUUAUAAAUAAUAUUAAAAAUCUAUAGAAUAUAUUUUCUAGCCAUAACCAAAUAAAUAAGGGAAAUGGGAUUAUCUGA
Messenger RNA from Aethina tumida (small hive beetle), 1926 nucleotides. RefSeq names its product glucose dehydrogenase [FAD, quinone]-like. NCBI's taxonomy places the organism in Eukaryota, Metazoa, Arthropoda, Insecta, Coleoptera, Nitidulidae. The coding region runs from base 129 to 1859 and encodes 576 amino acids. The record is from RefSeq and is a predicted model, not a curated record. The transcript has 3 exons. Gene Ontology annotation, molecular function: flavin adenine dinucleotide binding; oxidoreductase activity, acting on CH-OH group of donors.